AUGAACACACAGAUAACCGAACUUAAUACGACGCCACCCAACGGCUGCUCGGACCACAUCGAUCUCCUCGACAACUCGUCUCUGGUCCUCGACCCUCUACCCUUCUACCUAACAUCGCAGAAAGACGUCUACAACGGGCGCGUGGGCGGACGCCGCGUCGUCGUCAAGUCCUGGCGCGGCAUGACGGCCUGCUCGUCAACGCAGAGGCGCUUUACGAAGAGGUUGCAUCGAGAACUCGAGACGUGGCACCUAGCAGCCCAACUCCACCCCAACAUCGCCCCGUUCCUCGGUCUGGUACCCUGUACCCAUCUCGGGCCCGUCCCCGCGCUCAUCAUGGAGAAGUAUGAGAAUGGGAACGCACGCGAUUAUUUGGACAGGCGGAAGUUGGGCACGGGGGAGAGGAUCGGCGAGGCGUUGAGAAUCAUGACCGCUAUUGCCGACGCCCUUCGAUAUCUUCAUACCAGAACCCCUCCAGUAGCGCAUGGCUCCAUUCGAGGCUCAAACAUCCUGAUCUCAAGCACCUUCUCACCCCUCCUCACCGAUCUCGGCAUGUGCAACCUGCCCUACCCGACAGAUCUGACGAUGAUGAACGCUCGUCAGGCGCUGGGCGACGUCCGGUGGAUGGCGCCGGAGCUGGUGGUGCGGGAUGGGAGUAGGAAUUAUGUUGGUGUUGAGGGCGUUGUCAAAUGCGAUGGGGUCGGAGAUGAAGGCGAGGAUGGGACUGGGGAGAAAGAGGAAGAAGACGUGUACCCCAUCAAACCCGCGAGCGAUGUUUAUAGCUUUGGGAUGACGUUGCUCGAGCUCAUAACAGGCCAAGACCCCUUCUCCGAGCGCCGGCACGCCAUCGCGGUUCUCUUGGAUAUGACGAGAGGUGGGAGGCCAGCGCGGCCUUCUUUCGGUGGGGAUGAGGAUGGAGGUAUCUCGGACAGGUUGUGGGACGUCAUGACGAGUUGUUGGACGCACGACCCGGCGGAGAGGCCGGAUGCGCCGACGGUGUGUGCGUGGAUUGGGUUGGUCAGGUUGACUGAGGGUGUGUGA
Molecule: messenger RNA, 1038 nt
Organism: Cyclocybe aegerita
Lineage: Eukaryota; Fungi; Basidiomycota; Agaricomycetes; Agaricales; Hemipholiotaceae
Source: the annotation of a GenBank genome assembly